AUGGCUGCAGGUGCGACGACGACGGCGCGAACAAAGGCGGAAGGCGAGAGAAUAGGAUGGUUGUCGUGUUCGGCGGCAGCGGCGGUACAGAUUUUUGGUCUUGCAAGAGAAGAAUCGGUGACUGAAAUGAUAACUGCAGAAACUAGAACAUUUGAAGGAAUGUCCAAUUUACAUGCUCCUUAUGCAGCUGUUUUCAAGCAAGAGAGGCCGAAAAUUCCAGACGAUAUAUCACCUGAUCUAGCUUUUGUCAUACAACCAUGUUGGGUUAAAGAUCCUAACUUGAGACCAAACUUUAGUCAAAUCAUUCGGAUGCUCAAUGUGUCUCUCUUCAUACUCUCAUCAUUAUCUCCAUCUUGA
Molecule: messenger RNA, 357 nt
Organism: Lathyrus oleraceus (garden pea)
Lineage: Eukaryota; Viridiplantae; Streptophyta; Magnoliopsida; Fabales; Fabaceae
Product: serine/threonine/tyrosine-protein kinase HT1
Exons: 3
Coding region: 1-357 (118 amino acids)
Biological process (GO): protein phosphorylation
Molecular function (GO): protein kinase activity
Source: RefSeq, a predicted model, not a curated record